AUGCCUGAAAGUCCAUCGCCCAUCUCCUGGCUCCCGCCGGAGCUCCUCAGCAAGAUCUUCUACAGCUGUCUCCCGCGCAACCGACGUGUCCGCCCGCACCCACACCGCGCACCGCUGCAAAUGGCACAGGUCUCGCAGCAGUGGCGACAGGUGGCGGUGUCCACACCUGCACUCUGGCGCUCUAUCUACCUCGUCUUCCCCUGGGACCACCCCUACGAUGGCGUGCCGACGCUAUUUGGUGCCCCGGAAGCGGAAUACUUGGCUGGCGACGUCACUUCUCUGUUGGAGGUCUGGAUUGCGCGUGCGGGUGCGCUGACAUUGUCGUUAGGCAUUCAUGCCUUUUACCCGCUACCACGGGAGCUCAUCUCCCUCAUUGUUCGGUACCACUCUCGCUGGGAAUCACUCCAGUUAAUGAUCAACACUGCCGACACCCUGGAAAUCUGUGGUCUCAGAGAGACGUUCCCUGCUCUCACGAGUUUCUUUUGUGUAACGAAAGCAUCGCAAGAGAUCGAAGCCUCUACGCCCGCGUUUCUGCAUGGUGCCCCUAACCUCACUGUACUCCAUGUACCAUAUUGGCGCUGGCUCGACGCUCACGUUCAGCUGACGUCGAUUACGGCGCUUAGUCUGUUCUACGCGCCAUGGGAGGGCGACCUGUAUCAUUCGCUGAUGGAUGUUCUCAGCAGUCUGCCUGCCCUUCGCCAUCUCGAGACCAGCUACCUCUUCCCCGAGCAUCCGGCCACGGUAGGCAGUGCGGCGGAAGUCCAAUGGCACACGCCACCCUUGGAGUCCCUGCUGCUUUCUGGUUAUACAUCAACAGUCCUGCAACAUCUCACGCUCCCAACACUCCGCCAUCUGCAAGUGCUCAUCACUGCACAGGCAAAAUCCCAGCUGAAAGCCGUUCAGAACUUUGUCGCGCGGUCUCGAUGCGUCCUAUCGCACCUCAGCAUUGCCGUGACGAGCGACCUCGCCGCGGCGCCAGGAUACGUUGAGGCAGAAAUCGAAUGUCUCGCCUGCGUCCCGAGCCUCGUCACCUUGGAGUUUAACAGCAUGUACAGCGGUAUGAGCAUUACCAUGCCGCGCCAUGCCAACGACGCUCGGUUCGCCGUGCUCUGUCAAGCCGAAUCGGACCCGGCAUUUCUGCCACAGCUACGCUACCUCCUCGUUGGCGACGAGGCCGGGGAAGCGGUGACUUAUGAGACAUUUGUCAACGUGCUCGAUGCGCGGCCGGCCAUCCGCUUCGCUUCGCUUGCGCUCGACCCUAUCGGCGAUGUGCGGGAUUUGAUCCGCCCGCCCCCGCAGGCGAUACUGGAUCGACUGCAAGCCCAUCGCGCGCGGGGCGUGGAUGUCCAGAUGAGCACGCCCCAGCUGCAGUGGCCGCUCUCCACGGAGGACGACGAUGCUCCGCCUGAACUGUACUAUACAGAGUGGCCAGAUCCGUGGCGGAAUCGCACUAAACCGGCGCCUUUCUUUCCCUUGAGCUGUGGUUAA
Mycena indigotica is the source of this 1488-nucleotide messenger RNA. RefSeq names its product F-box domain-containing protein. Gene Ontology annotation, molecular function: protein binding. Bases 1 to 1488 code for a protein of 495 amino acids. Lineage: Eukaryota; Fungi; Basidiomycota; Agaricomycetes; Agaricales; Mycenaceae. The transcript is spliced from 2 exons. The record is from RefSeq and is a predicted model, not a curated record.